GCUUGCGCGCUGCGAUUCCGGUUCCGGUUCCAACUCCAGGGCCCCGCAGUACGCAACCAUGGCGUACUCCACGGUACAGAGAGUGGCACUAGCCUCGGGGCUCGUCCUAGCCGUAUCGCUGCUGCUGCCCAAGGCCUUCUUGUCCCGCGGGAAGCGGCCGGAGCCGCCUCCGGACCCCGAAGGAAAAUUGGGCCGGUUUCCACCUAUGAUGCAUCACCACUCGACACCCUCAGAUGGUCAGAUGCCUCAUUUCCAGAGGGCCCACCUUGCAGAGGCCUUCACAAAGGCCAAAGGAGCAGGUGGGGGUGCUGGAGGAGGGGGUAAUGGAAGAGGCCUGAUGGGCCAGAUCAUUCCAAUCUAUGGCUUUGGAAUUUUUUUGUACAUACUGUACAUUCUGUUUAAGCUUUCAAAGGGGAAAACUGCAGAGACUCGCAACUGCUCCACUACCCCACCUGGGAACACCCACAGGAAGAUUACCAACUUUGAGCUUGUUCAACUGCAAGAAAAACUAAAAGAGACAGAAGAAGCCAUGGAAAAAUUAAUCAAUAGAGUGGGACCUAAUGGUGAGAGCAGAGUACAGACUGUGACAUCUGACCAAGAGAAACAAUUACUCCAUCAGCUCCGAGAAAUCACCAGGGUCAUGAAAGAAGGCAAGUUCAUUGACACAUCUACUCCAGAGAAAGAAGCAGAGGAAGCCCCUUACAUGGAGGACUGGGAAGGUUACCCUGAAGAGACUUAUCCGGUGUAUGACCUUUCUGAUGGUAUCAAGCGUAGGCAAGAAACAAUCCUAGUAGAUUACCCUGAUCCACAAGAGCCCUCUGCUGAAGAAAUAGCUGAACGUAUGGGAGCCAUGGAAGAGGAAGGGUCAGAGCAUUUGAGCUGGGGUCAUUUGCCCAUUGACUCUGGGGCCCAGAAAGAUAAUUCAGUUACCCUGUGUGACCCUAACCCAGAACCCUGCUCCUGCUGUUUUCAUGAAGAGGAGGAUCCUGCUGUCUUGGCAGAGAAUGCUGGUUUCAGUGCAGAUGGCUACAGUGAGCAAGAGGAAGCCACCAAGGAAGACUGGCCCCAAGGCUUUAUAAAUGAAGGGUUGGGGGUCAGCACCGAUAACACACCCAUGGGUGGCCUGUUGAGGAAGCGCAACCCCCAGAGUUUAGAGUAAAGGCAGCCUGUUUGAAGAGAUAUCCAUUGCUCUACUCCCAAGGUAUCUUUCCUCAAUUUCAUCCAUGGCCCUCUGCCCUCUACUUUCUUCUCUGUGUUCAGUAUCAUAGAACUUGGGCCACUACCAUGGAUAUUAUCUAUCCUUUCUGGUGCUUGCACACCUGUCACCUUGUAAAGUAGACAUUAGUGUGAACACAGGACAA
Molecule: messenger RNA, 1361 nt
Organism: Phodopus roborovskii (desert hamster)
Lineage: Eukaryota; Metazoa; Chordata; Mammalia; Rodentia; Cricetidae
Gene: Ric3
Product: RIC3 acetylcholine receptor chaperone
Exons: 6
Coding region: 59-1159 (366 amino acids)
Biological process (GO): protein localization to cell surface; synaptic transmission, cholinergic
Cellular component (GO): neuronal cell body; intracellular membrane-bounded organelle; neuron projection
Source: RefSeq, a predicted model, not a curated record